Molecule: messenger RNA, 2769 nt
Organism: Octopus sinensis (East Asian common octopus)
Lineage: Eukaryota; Metazoa; Mollusca; Cephalopoda; Octopoda; Octopodidae
Product: apoptosis-inducing factor 3
Exons: 20
Coding region: 349-2202 (617 amino acids)
Cellular component (GO): cytoplasm
Molecular function (GO): oxidoreductase activity, acting on NAD(P)H; 2 iron, 2 sulfur cluster binding; flavin adenine dinucleotide binding
Source: RefSeq, a predicted model, not a curated record
AUUGUUGAAAAUUCAGUAUUUUUUAUAUAUAAUAUAUUUGUAACAAUUGUCUGAAACAAUCGAUAAUUUGAUAAAAGGGGGACCAGUAAAAAAAAAAAUAUGUAUAUAAAAGACAUUUCAUUUCUGUAUUAUUAAAGACUAUUUAUUAGGUGUGGGUCGAAAUCGUGUUCUUUCAAUCACAACAGCCUAUGUAAGGUUUAAGGUACUCAUCUUUUAAUAAGGACCACAGAAAGAAUGAGAUAAAAUUAUUUAUCUCAUUUUAUCUCCGAGGAGUAAUAACGUCGGUUAAAUCAAAGGAUAAUUUUUUAAAAAGACCAGCUUGAUACGUGUUUAUAAAUCAAUUAACCGAUGCUGAAUCUUUUGUCAAAGGACCUGCUUUUGCAACGUUCUUCGUUGCUAUAUUCUUCAAUUCGAACCAUUGUCCAGAAGUCAGUUUAUAGCCGUGGAAAGAAGAAUCUUUUUUCCUUUGGACUAGAGACAACUUCAGGUUGCUUGGCGCAAUCUUCAGGUCAGGCAAGUAUCAGUGUGAAUAAAUAUUCUACUGACAAAGAUGCUGUUACAGGUUUGAGUUAUAAACCUACAGAAGCUGUGAGUGAGGAGCCAUCUUUGAACCCAUCACCUUCAGAGCUCAGUGAAAUGGAGGUGGUUGUUGGACCUGUUGAGGAUCUCCAGCUUGGACUGGUCAAAGAAGUUGCUGUUGGAGACCAAAAGGUGCUGGUUGUUAAGGAAAAAAAUGGAGUUUUUGCUUUUGGAUCAAAAUGUAGUCACUAUGGAUUACCACUGGCCAAUGGUGCCUAUUGCAAUGGAAGGAUUCGAUGUCCUUUUCAUGGUGCUUGCUUUGAUGUGAAAACUGGUGAUAUUGAAGACUUCCCAGGACUAGACAGUCUGCACACAUUCAAAGUGACAGUUGAGAAUGAUAUAGUAAAAUUGACUGUUCCCCAAGAUAAACUGAAAGAAUUCCGGAGAGUGAAACCAAUGGUGAAAUAUUCCAGUGCAACAAAUAAGGUUAACCUCUUGGUUGGUGGAGGUCCAGCUUCUUUGAUUUGUGCUGAAACUCUGCGGCAAGAAGGUUUUACAGGUAAAAUUAUACUAGCUUCAAAAGAAGAGUGUAUUCCUUAUGACAGACCAAAAUUAUCAAAGACUAUGAGUGCAUCAGCUGACUCCUUAGCUCUGCGAAGCAAGGACUUUCUUAAAGAGCAUGAUAUUGAAUUUUUAGGUGAAAAACAGCUUGUUAAUAUUGACAGCGAAAAGAAAAAAGCAAUAUUUAAAGAUGGGACAGAGAUAAGUUAUACCAAUCUGUUAUUAGCCACAGGAGGCAUUCCAAGAUCAUUAGAGAUUCCUGGAAAUGAUUUGCAGAAUGUUUGUUUCCUAAGAACUCCAAGUGAAGCUAAUUAUAUUGCAACGGAGAGCAAAGGGAAGAAUGCUGUAAUUAUUGGGUCAUCUUUUAUUGGUAUGGAAGUCGCUGCUGCAAUUUUGGAGAAAGCCAAGUCUGUCACUGUGAUCUCUAACGCAAAUUUACCAUUCAAGACUGUUUUGGGGAGUCAUUUGGCUGAAAAAAUAUUGCAAUUACAUAUAGAUAAAGGUGUGAAAUUCCAGUUCAACACCUCACCGACAGAACUUAAAGGAAAUAAUGGCAAAUUGACAUCUGUUGUUUUAGCCAAUGGUGAGGAACUACCAGCUGAUGUUUGUGUUGUUGGAAUUGGAGUUACACCAGCAACAGCAUAUCUCGAAGGUUCACCUUUGCAAAAAAAUUCAUAUGGGUUCGUUUGUGUCAAUGAAUACAUGCAAACCAAUGUAGAAGGAAUCUAUGCUGCUGGAGACAUCACUGAGUUUCCAUUGUUUUUGAGAUCUAACGAGGGUUCCAAUGUGCAACAUUGGCAGAUGGCUCAUGCACAAGGAAAGAAUGCAGCACUUAAUAUGCUGGGAAAGAAUACCAAAAUCAGAAGUGUGCCCUGUUUUUGGACAAUGAUGUUUGGUAAAAGUAUCCGCUAUGCAGGUUAUGGAAAGGAUUAUAAUGAUAUUGUUGUCCAUGGAGAUGAUGAGAAAAUAGCUUGCUUCUACACAAAGGGAGAAGAGAUUUUGGCAGUUGCAAGUUUGAAUCAUGAUCCAAUUGUAGCAAAAGUAGCUGAGAUUAUGGCUGAAGGCAAAAUGUUAACCAAAAAUGAAGUUGUGAACAAGUCAAACAAGUGGUUGUUUAACUGAAUCAGUGAUGUGUGCCAUGCAAAGAAGAAUCUACAUUAUGAUGCAAUAGUGUUAGAAAAGUAGAACCAAAAAUAUUCCUGAAAGAAUUUCAAUUGACCAAAAUAUCUAUUUUUGUCUUUCCGAAUAUUUUACUUAAAGUAUAAAAUUACAACUUUUUUGCUUGUUGGUCACGUGUAUGCUCCUUCACUUUGGAUAUCUGAAUCAAUCCAUCCAUUUCUAUUUAGUAGCAUCCCACCUUUCACUCAUCAUCUAGCCAUUCUUGUAACUGCUCUCUCAGCAGCAACAUCAGUCUCUUCCAUUCACCCUUUGUUGGCAUUAGGAGCAGAUUCUAUCCUUUCUAUUUUCUCUCUCAGCUCAGCUUAUGUGCAGUUGUCAUCCUCUCCAUUUCCCUUCCUUGCAAAUGGUGCCCUUCACACUCUACCAUCUUUUUCAAUAUCUCUACACACAAAAACAUCCCAUUAUAUUUUAUAUAAUUGUUCCAAUUUCUGCAAAAUUAUAUAUUGUUUCAGCGAUACUAAAAUUUCUAUAAAGUUAUAUUCUUUAUUUAAUAAAAUGCCAUCCUCUGGA